This is a messenger RNA of Aspergillus fijiensis CBS 313.89, 1382 nucleotides long. Its product is annotated as translation initiation factor eIF2 subunit beta. Gene Ontology annotation, cellular component: eukaryotic translation initiation factor 2 complex. NCBI's taxonomy places the organism in Eukaryota, Fungi, Ascomycota, Eurotiomycetes, Eurotiales, Aspergillaceae. Gene Ontology annotation, molecular function: translation initiation factor binding; translation initiation factor activity; mRNA binding. Gene Ontology annotation, biological process: formation of translation preinitiation complex; translational initiation; formation of cytoplasmic translation initiation complex. The coding region runs from base 351 to 1202 and encodes 283 amino acids. The record is from RefSeq and is a predicted model, not a curated record. The transcript has 3 exons.
CGCCGAGCCAAUAUGGCGGACACUGUACGUCACAAAGCCCGUUUUCCCUUUACCGAUUGCCCUCCCACAUUUUCUUCAUUCAUUUCAUACCCGCUGCUGCUGCUCUCCAAACCACCUUCGUCUUUGCCUGCGUCAAACAACCCUCUUUCUUCCCCAGCUCCUGUCGAUCACGUGGUGCUGGUAGUCAACGAGCAGUGCUAUCCCUGAGAGUUUUGCUGUCAGGGCUUUUUCAUCCUUCACUUUCACAUAAUUUCGGUGCCCCGCUAACCUGUUGGGCUGUCCGGUUCCCCGAUUAACAGGUCGAACCCAAGCAACGCAAGUCCGUCGCAUUCAGUGAAGGAGACGUCAUCAUGGAUACCAACGGCGAAGUCACAGAGACCCCUCAGGUUGAGAAGCCCGUUGAGGCUGCUGAGGACAAGUCCGUCGACGAAGUUACCGAGCUCUUCAAGGGCCUGUCGAAGAAGAAGAAGACCAAGAAGCCCAAGGACACGGAAGCCGGCGAAGGCGAUGAGGCCUCCCCCGCCGGCGACGGCGAGUUCGACGUCUCCGCCCUGAAGAAGAAGAAGAAGUCCAAGUCCAAGAAGGUCGACACCGACGACUUCGAGGCCAAGCUGGCUGAGGCCGGUGUCACCGCCGCUGCCGGCGCCGGCGAGGAGAAGGAGGAGGAAGUCCCUGAAGGCGACCACGAGGCCGGUACGGGCAUCUGGGCCCACGACGCCACGCAAGCCAUCCCCUAUGCGCUCCUCGUCUCCCGAUUCUUCUCCCUCAUCCAGAGCCACCACCCCGACCUGCUGUCCAGCGGCACCAAGUCCUACAAGAUCCCCCCGCCCCAGUGUCUCCGUGAAGGUAACCGUCGUACCAUUUUCGCCAACAUCGCCGAUAUCUGCAAGCGCAUGAAGCGGUCCGACGACCACGUCAUGCAGUUCCUGUUCGCCGAAUUGGGUACCAGCGGUAGUGUCGACGGUUCCCGUCGUCUGGUCAUCAAGGGUCGUUUCCAACAGAAGCAGAUCGAGAACGUCCUGAGAAGAUAUAUCGUCGAAUACGUCACCUGCAAGACCUGCCGCAGUCCCGACACCGAGCUCAACAAGGGUGAGAACCGUCUAUACUUCGUCACCUGUAACUCUUGCGGUUCUCGUCGUUCCGUCGCCGCCAUCAAGACCGGUUUCCGUGGACAGGUCGGCCGCAGAAAGAGACAGGGUUAAACGAUUUAAAAGCAGGGAAUUUAAUUUGUUAUUCCCCCACCCCAAAGAGGUGCGGAGGGGACAAAAAGAAAAGGGGCGGAGAAUUGGAGAGGAAGAAAGAGGGGUUUUGUGCGUUUCUUCUAUGGAAUAUAUGGGUUUUUGCGUGUGGCAUGGUCCCUUUCCCUUUCUUUUUCUUUUUUU